GAAAUAUUAAAAAUGGAGAUACCAGCUUUGUUUUUAUUAAUCAUAUUUAUAAAUAUCAGUUGUGUCGUUUCUGAACUGAGUUUGAAGUUUGUAAUUAUAACAGAAAUUCAUGAAAACGACCUCCCUCAGCAAGUGGGGUAUGCAAUUAAACAAGCUGAAGAUAAAUACCAGGGGCUUGUCAUUAGCGAUGACGUCAUUCAGCUGGACAGAGAGAACGAAGAAGAAAGUUAUAGGCAGUUAUGCUCAUUCGUAUCACAAGGGGUAUCCCUCAUCAUAGACCUAUCCUGGUCACCCUGGGAGAUGGCUGAGGAACUUUCAUCGUCAGCUGGUAUACCGAUCGUUCGUUCGUUACUGGGUUCUCAGCAAUAUAUCGGGGGCUUUGAUGGUUAUUUGGAAUCGAGGAAUGCAACGGAUGCCGCUUUAAUAUUGGAGAGCGAAAUAGAUGUCGAUAGAGCUCUGUACGAGUUACUCGGCAGGUCACACGUGCGUGUGUGGGUGCAUGCUGGUCUUACUAGAGACUCGGCUAAAGCCCUUAAGGGCAUGAGGCCUGAACCUAAUUUUUAUAUCAUUAUCGGUAGUGGUUCUUUCGUCGCUGCUACCUAUAAAAGGGCAGUUAAGGAGAAGUUAGUGAAACGAAGAUAUCGUUGGAAUUUAAUUGUUACGGAUUAUGACAAAGUUGACACAUCUGACGUCAUAUUACCCACUGUUGUGAUGCAAGCUGAGGUCGCUGAAUGCUGUAAGCUGUUAGGACUUGGUGAAGGGUGCAGCUGUGUAAUGAAUUUGGAGAAAAAACAAUACAUUGUCAACAACUUAAUUUAUUAUUUAGCGGAAACAGUAUCAAAACUAGACACGGACAAAAUUAUCAGUGUGAACUGCGAGAAUCCGAAUGGCGAGAUGAAUGUUACAAAGGAGAGAUUCAAUCAAUUGAUUGAAGUGGAUUUAGUAAAUAAUGACACAUUAUUCUACUGGGAUGUUGAAAGGUUUGGUCUGUUCUUGCGGUCUCGCUUCAUCUUAUACACUCUUAUGCCGGAGACUGGUCUUCAGAAAGUAGCGACUUGGUCCGCUGAUGAGGAGUACAAGUUGCUUCCUGGUGUGGUUCUCGAACCGUUGAGGGAUUUCUUUAGAAUUGGAACAUCUCCGGCAGUGCCUUGGACUUUACCGAAGUAUGACCCGGAGUCAGGGGAACAGAUGCUCUCAGAAGAUGGUGAACCUCUAUAUGAGGGUUAUUGUAUCGACCUAAUUGACAAAAUAGCUGAGGAGAUGGGUUUCGACUAUGAGAUAAUAACGCCGAAAUCCGGUACAUUCGGUAGAAGACUGCCGAAUGGUUCGUGGGAUGGUAUUAUCGGCGAUUUGAUGGCUGGGGAAACGGAUAUCGCAGUCGCCGCCUUAACGAUGACAGCUGAAAGGGAAGAAGUAGUGGACUUCGUGGCGCCAUAUUUCGAACAAACCGGCAUCCUUAUUGUUAUACGAAAACCGAUUCGAAAAACAUCACUGUUUAAAUUUAUGACAGUCCUACGGACAGAAGUGUGGCUGAGUAUUGUCGCAGCUCUGCUCCUAACUGGUUUCAUGAUCUGGUUGCUGGAGAAGUACUCCCCUUACUCUGCGAGGAACAACCCUGACGCUUAUCCUUAUCCGUGCAGAGAGUUUACCUUAAAAGAGAGUUUCUGGUUCGCUCUGACGUCGUUCACUCCUCAAGGGGGCGGGGAGGCGCCGAAAGCGCUCUCAGGGAGGACUUUAGUUGCAGCGUAUUGGUUGUUCGUGGUGCUGAUGCUGGCCACGUUCACCGCCAACUUAGCCGCGUUUCUGACAGUCGAGAGAAUGCAGACCCCAGUGUCCUCAUUGGAACAACUGGCGAGGCAGUCCCGUAUCAACUACACGGUGGUGGAGAGCUCGACUAUACACCAAUACUUCAUCAACAUGAAGUUCGCUGAAGACACGCUGUACAGGGUCUGGAAGGAGAUAACGUUGAACGCCACGUCAGAUCAAGCUCAGUACCGCGUGUGGGAUUAUCCCAUUCGGGAACAAUAUGGUCACAUCCUAUUGGCUAUUAAUGCAUCAGGACCAGUACCAGAUGCAAGAACUGGAUUCGAGCAAGUGAAUGAGCACGCGGAAGCCGAUUUCGCCUUCAUACACGACUCAGCUGAAAUUAAAUAUGAGAUAACUCGCAAUUGUAACCUGACGGAAGUCGGAGAAGUGUUCGCGGAACAGCCCUACGCCAUCGCGGUCCAGCAAGGAUCGAGACUUCAGGAGGACCUGUCAAGGACUCUGCUGGAUCUGCAGAAGGAACGCUUUCUGGAACAGCUGGCAUCGAAGUAUUGGAACGAGUCCGCGAGGCAGGCGUGUCCGGACGCUGAUGAGUCUGAAGGGAUCACGCUGGAGAGCUUGGGGGGAGUGUUCAUAGCAACUUUGUUCGGCUUGGGACUCGCCAUGAUAACAUUGGGAUGGGAAGUGUUCUAUUACAAGCGAAAACAAAAAAAUAAACUACAAGCCAUAGACGCGACCAUAGAGAAGACGGAAGCUUUCGUCAAACCGAUGAAAAUACCUAAAAAGACGGAUAAUGUUACCAAGUUACGAAAGAAGAAUAAAAAAAGUGGCAAUAUAAUUAAAAAUGUCACAAUCGGCGAUCAUUUCAAGCCGGCUGAUAAGGGCGUGUCUUAUAUCAAUGUUUACCCACGGGGUGGUUUUAGACCAUAAUUAAGUAAUUUAUAAUUUGUGUGUAUUAUAGUUUAAAUAUUAUUUCAACAGAAG
Nymphalis io (European peacock) is the source of this 2748-nucleotide messenger RNA. RefSeq names its product ionotropic receptor 25a (gene Ir8a). The record is from RefSeq and is a predicted model, not a curated record. Gene Ontology annotation, molecular function: glutamate-gated receptor activity; transmitter-gated monoatomic ion channel activity involved in regulation of postsynaptic membrane potential. The coding region runs from base 13 to 2694 and encodes 893 amino acids. Gene Ontology annotation, cellular component: postsynaptic membrane; plasma membrane. Gene Ontology annotation, biological process: monoatomic ion transport; synaptic transmission, glutamatergic; modulation of chemical synaptic transmission. NCBI's taxonomy places the organism in Eukaryota, Metazoa, Arthropoda, Insecta, Lepidoptera, Nymphalidae. The transcript has 18 exons.